Messenger RNA from Hymenoscyphus albidus, 288 nucleotides. The record is from the annotation of a GenBank genome assembly. Lineage: Eukaryota; Fungi; Ascomycota; Leotiomycetes; Helotiales; Helotiaceae.
AUGCGCCCCCUCUCUGGUAUCUUCUCCUCCAAAUCCUCCAACUCCGACUCCAACCCCAACACAUCGACCUCCCGCUCCGCCUCAAAGAGCAAGUCUUUAUCUGCACCGGGAUCUGAAUAUUCUGGUAACGCAUGGGAGAAGGGAGCUACGGGCAAUCCAUGGGAGAAGGCAACAACUGGAACCACCACCACCACCAUCACAGCUACCAAGGGUCGAUCCAAGUAUGACCGAUAUGCUAGCUUACAAGGAAUUCUGAAGAAGGUGGAGUGGAAGGUUGAGAGAAGUUAG